CCUCUGUCCCAGUAUCCCUCUCUCCUCCUCUGUCCCAGUAUCCCUCUCUCCCCCUCUGUAGCUCUCCUCCUCUGUUCCACUCUGUUGCUCUCCUCCUCUGUCCCAGCCUGUCCAUCCCUCUCUCUUCCUCUCCUCCUCUGUCCCAGUAUCCCUCUCUCCUCCCCUGUCCCAGUAUCCCUCUCUCCUCCUCUGUCCUCCUCUGUCCCAGUAUCCCUCUCUCCUCCUCUGUCCCAGUAUCCCUCUCUCCUCCUCUGUCCCAGUAUCCCUCUCUCCUCCCCUGUCCCAGUAUCCCUCUCUCCUCCCCUGUCCCAGUAUCCCUCUCUCCUCCUCUGUAGCUCUCCUCCUCUGUAGCUCUCUUCCUCUCGUCCUCUGUCCCAGCCCGUCCAUCCCUGUGUGUUGAGAUGUCGUCCCUACUGAGGAAGGAGAUGCAGAGAAUGUUGUUUAGACCUGAAGGACAGAAACUACAGAAGUUUAUAGAGAUACAUGAAGCAACACCGGGAAGACAUUUUCUCUGCGUUUACGUGACCAAGACCAAAGAGGUGCAGCUGUGUGUGGUGAGAUCUCAGAAAUCACUGUAUUCUGGAUCAAACAAGUUGCACAAUUCCCAGAAAUCCCAGAAUUCCGGAUCGAAAAAGAAGCUCAAGUCUCAGUUUUGCCUGAGUUCCUGCUUGGAGGACUCCUACCUGAGGACGGAAGUCUGGCUCCUGCAGGACCUCACCCUGCUGGACGGCCGGGAUCCGGACGUGGACGACCCGUGUUUCCUGAUGCACUUCUCCACUGUGCGGUCGGUGACGGCCUUCAGCUGCGGCGCCAAGUACUGCAUGGCGCGGGCCCUGGUUGCCCUGAGCGACAAGCACUGCGGGCGACCUUUGACUCUGGUGAACUAUGACCUGGCCUACAUCAGCCCGUCGUCUGUAUAUUUGAACAGAGGAGACUGUGUGGUGCUGAUGCAGAUAUGUUUCUACGCUGCUAACCUGGUGUGUCUGUCCUUGUGCCCUGUACCUCUGGACUGAGAGAGAUAUAUGUAUUUAUUAAGGAUCUCCAAGGCAGCAGCUACUCUUCCUGGGGUUUAUUAUGGAUCCCCAAGGCAGCAGCUACUCUUCCUGGGGUUUAUUAUGGAUCCCCAAGGUAGCAGCUACUCUUCCUGGGGUUUAUUAUGGAUCCCCAAGGCAGCAGCUACUCUUCCUGGGGUUUAUUAUGGAUCCCCAAGGUAGCAGCUACUCUUCCUGGGGUUUAUUAUGGAUCCCCAAGGCAGCAGCUACUCUUCCUGGGGUUUAUUAUGGAUCCCCAAGGUAGCAGCUACUCUUCCUGGGGUUUAUUAUGGAUCCCCAAGGCAGCAGCUACUCUUCCUGGGGUGCGGCAAAAUGAAGGCAGUUAUACCAUUUUAGAGAGAGAGAGACUGAGUGUGUUUUUUAAACCUUUAUUUAACUAGGCAAGUCAGUUAAGAACAAAUUCUUAUUUUUAGUGACGGCCUAGGAACAGUGGGUUAACUGCCUUGUUCAGGGGCAGAACGACAGAUUUUUACCUUGUCAGCUCUGUGAUUCAAUUUCGCAACCUUUCAGUUACUAGUCCAACGCUCUAACCACUAGGCUACCUGCUGGUUACUAGUCCAACGCGCUAACCACUAGGCUAUCUGUUGGUUACUAGUCCAACGCGCUAACCACUAGGCUACCUGCUGGUUACUAGUCCAACGCGCUAACCACUAGGCUACCUGCUGGUUACUAGUCCAACGCUCUAACCACUAGGCUACCUGUUGGUUACUAGUCCAAUGCGCUAACCACUAGGCUACCUGCUGGUUACUAGUCCAACGCGCUAACCACUAGGCUACCUGCUGGUUACUGGCCCAACGCGCUAACCACUAGGCUACCUGCUGGUUACUAGUCCAACCACUAGACUACCUGCUGUUUACUAGUCCAACGCGCUAACCACUAGGCUACUUGCUGGUUACUAUUCCAACGUGCUAACCACUAGGCUAUCUGCUGGUUACUAGUCCAACGCGCUAACCACGAGGCUAUCUGUUGGUUACUAGUCCAACGCGCUAACCACUAGGCUACCUGCUGGUUACUAGUCCAACGCGCUAACCACUAGGCUACCUGCUGGUUACUAGUCCAACGCUCUAACCACUAGGCUACCUGUUGGUUACUAGUCCAAUGCGCUAACCACUAGGCUACCUGCUGGUUACUAGUCCAACGCGCUAACCACUAGGCUACCUGCUGGUUACUGGCCCAACGCGCUAACCACUAGGCUACCUGCUGGUUACUAGUCCAACCACUAGACUACCUGCUGUUUACUAGUCCAACGCGCUAACCACUAGGCUACUUGCUGGUUACUAUUCCAACGUGCUAACCACUAGGCUAUCUGCUGGUUACUAGUCCAACGCGCUAACCACGAGGCUACCUGCUGGUUACUAGUCCAACGCGCUAACCACGAGGCUACCUGCUGGUUACUAGUCCAACGCGCUAACCACGAGGCUACCUGCUGGUUACUAGUCCAACGCGCUAACCACGAGGCUACCUGCUGGUUACUAGUCCAACGCGCUAACCACGAGGCUACCUGCUGGUUACUAGUCCAACGCGCUAACCACGAGGCUACCUGCCGUGUGUGUGAGCGAAUCAUAAUCUCUACCAUGUAUCAAGAAUACACUAUUUAAAAUGAUUGUCUUUCCACAUUUCUAAGUCUCUGUGUUGCAUGUACUAGUAAACCUUCUGUCUCUGUUCUGAUUCUGAACGUUAUAACACUGUUCCCUAAGCAUGUGAAAUUAUUCAAGCUAAUAAUCUGAAUAAAA
This is a messenger RNA of Salvelinus fontinalis (brook trout), 2785 nucleotides long. RefSeq names its product exocyst complex component 1 like (gene exoc1l). NCBI's taxonomy places the organism in Eukaryota, Metazoa, Chordata, Actinopteri, Salmoniformes, Salmonidae. The coding region runs from base 402 to 1013 and encodes 203 amino acids. The transcript is spliced from 3 exons. The record is from RefSeq and is a predicted model, not a curated record.